This is a messenger RNA of Microthlaspi erraticum, 342 nucleotides long. The record is from the annotation of a GenBank genome assembly. NCBI's taxonomy places the organism in Eukaryota, Viridiplantae, Streptophyta, Magnoliopsida, Brassicales, Brassicaceae.
AUGGACCUGCUUGUAGUAAAGAGAGAAGUCUUGGGUCAAGGAAGUAAAGAAAGAACAGGCCAAGCAAGUAAGGAACCGGGAAAGCGAGCCAAGCAAGCCCUCGAGUAUUGGAGUUGGGAUGGGCGCCUAAAGCUAAGUCCUCAAGAAAGGGGAAUCCUAUGGUUACCUAGGCAUCCGGCUACCUAUCAGGACGAGAAGUUACGUAGAAAGGGAAGAGUUCUAGAGAUUCCUCCGAUACCUUUUAGCUGCUUCACGCAGAGACUCCAAGGCGUUCUAACGGAAGAGGAAAGAGUUGUUUAUGCCUUCCCUUCGCCCGGAAAGAGUUUAUGCCCUCUGUCUUAG